Messenger RNA from Clonostachys byssicola, 468 nucleotides. The record is from the annotation of a GenBank genome assembly. Lineage: Eukaryota; Fungi; Ascomycota; Sordariomycetes; Hypocreales; Bionectriaceae.
AUGGAUUAUCUUUUCCGGCGGCGGUUUUCCAAAGGCAAACUGCCUAGGGCCGACCAAGCCGACCCAAAGAAGCCGGACGGCCUCUUGGAAGCCCCCCCAAGAACAUCUACAAAGGUGGCGGCUGCCAAAGAGCCUGAGCAGGCGGGGGGCUCCGAGACUGGGAGCACCCCCGGAAUCUCCCCUCUCAGCUCGGACCGGGAGCCCCGUGCUCGUGCCGACAGAGUGAUCAGCGGCGGGGUUUGCAAAGCUCGCCGAACCAAGCCUAGGUUCCUCCCGAAGUCCGUCCCGGUGAUCUCGGUUACACCAGACCAAAAGAAUGACAAGAAGGAGAGCCUAGGCGGCGAGCUUUGCAAAGCCCGCCGAACCAAGCCUAAGUUCCUUCCGAAGUCUGUCCCGCUCGCGGCGGCACCCGAGGAGGACAUGGCCGAGAAGGAGGGCGAGAAGGGGGGAGCAGAAGAGGAGAAAUAA